This is a messenger RNA of Wasmannia auropunctata (little fire ant), 2312 nucleotides long. RefSeq names its product probable Xaa-Pro aminopeptidase 3. The record is from RefSeq and is a predicted model, not a curated record. The transcript is spliced from 4 exons. The coding region runs from base 736 to 2244 and encodes 502 amino acids. Gene Ontology annotation, molecular function: manganese ion binding; metalloaminopeptidase activity. NCBI's taxonomy places the organism in Eukaryota, Metazoa, Arthropoda, Insecta, Hymenoptera, Formicidae. Gene Ontology annotation, cellular component: mitochondrion.
ACUAUGCAUUGGCGCGAAAGAGAACGUGGCUGUUUUCGCCUUGUUUCAUCGGUGACGCAAGGCUGCUUCUCGAAUAAUCCCAAUUGCAUUGUUCGAUUCUAUCACUCUACGUCUUUAUAUACACAUUUAAAAUUGCGACUCCGUGUCUGCCGCGUGCACGACUGACGUAUCGAACACACACACUGACGCCACGAUGUUAAUUGUCAGAACAAAGGAGAGAAUGACCAAUCUUAUUGUUAGGAAAUAUUCCCGCGUCUCGUCCCUCUCUCCGUCCUGCUCAUUCUUACAAUUAGAUUUAUUUUUUGUAUAACUAAACUUCUUGCACUGUUUAUUACAAUAUAUACAUCUAUUUUGUUGUAAACAAACUUGUCUGUUUCUAAUUUCUGCUAAAUCUGUUAAAAAUGCCCAAUUAUAGCUAAUACAGCUUGAUAUAUAAAUUGAUAUAACAUUUUGUAAUUCUAUCUUGUAAAUUUGCAUAAUGCACAGAAAGGUCAAUUAUCGCAUCAUAUGUGGCAGCUUUCAUGUUAAACACGUGAUUGGUUAUUCCUCAAGUCAGCUGUGCGAGACGGGACGGACGGGACAGAAUGUACUUGGUCAAAAUUUUAUAGGUUAACUUCUACAUCGAAUGUUGCAAAACAUUACAUCGUCCGUGGUAAACAAAGUACAAAAAUAAAAUUCGCCAGCGAGCGCCAGUGGCUGCCGAAAGUGCCAAACAAUACUUAGGAGGAAAAAAAUAUGUUGAGUAGCAUAAAACAUUCGCUGAGAUACAAUCCGAAUAAAUUAGGUUGUCAAUUGCUGGCGUGCUUCUCGACGGAAACGACGCUCAAGAGCAACCUGACGCAGCGAGAAUACACCCGAGGUGCUUACCCGCACGCGUGCGGGCAACCGACGUCGACGACGCAUCCGCACUUGAUAAAGCGCGGCGAGGUGCUGCCAGGUGUAUCGCUGCAGGAGCUCAAGAGAAGACGUUCCAAGUUAGUGGAGAGCGUCAUGGCGAACGCCAAGAACGUGGCGGGCAGGCAGCAAAUAGUCGUCAUACCUGCGUCGAGCAAGGUCUACAUGUCCGACAAGAUACCGUACGUCUUUCGACAAAACACGGACUUUUUGUACUUCUCCGGGUGCCAGGAGCCCGACAGUGUUCUCGUGCUCGCGUGCAAGGGGGACGAGUCGUCGUACACCCUAUUCGUGAGAGCGAGGGACGAACACUCGGAAUUGUGGGACGGCCCGAGGACCGGCGUUGAGAUGGCGACCGAGGUCUUCGGCACGGAUCGCGCGCUGCCGAUCGCGGAAUUCGAGCAGUUCCUGGCCUCGCUCGUGCAGCAGGACAGCAGCAGCGUCGUAUGGUACGAUCACGCGGACGUUGUUCAACCGGCGUUGCACAAGAAGCUGUGUCACCUGAUCAAACUGACGAACAAUCAAACGUUUGCUUCCCCCAAGAUCUUGUUUCACCAGAUACGCCUGAUCAAGAGCGCCUGCGAGGCCGACUUGAUGCGGGAGAGCUGCAGAAUCGCCUCGGACGCCAUCGCGAGAACGAUUCGUUUCUCAAAGCCGGGGAUGAGCGAGCACCAGUUGUUCGCCACCGUCGACUACGAGUGUCGUAUGCGCGGAGCGGAAUACCUGGCGUAUCCCCCCGUGGUAGCGGCUGGCAGGAAUGCGAACAUAAUACACUAUAUCAAUAACAAUCAAAUUAUACAAAGCGGCGAUUUGGUCUUGAUGGAUGUAGGCUGCGAGUAUCACGGCUACUCGUCCGACAUAACGCGUACGUGGCCAGUCAACGGUAAAUUUACGCCGGAGCAAAAGGUCCUCUACGAAAUAGUGCUCGACGUGCAGAAGAACUUGAUAGAGAGCCUGAGGAAGAUGCCGUCGUUGGACAACGCGUUCCGUCACAUGUGCCUUCUGCUGGGCGAAAGAUUGCAGGAGAUUAACGUGAUACCGAAGAACAUGGACGAGGACAAAUUAUUGGCGGCCGCGUACGCGUACUGUCCGCAUCACGUCAGUCAUUAUCUCGGAAUGGACGUGCACGACACGGGAAAGAUAUCCAGAAGCAUAAGGAUACAGCCUGGGAUGAUAAUAACGAUGGAACCCGGCGUGUACAUAAGUCCGAAGACUCCUUACGCACCGUCGCACUUUCACGGCUUAGGCAUCCGUAUAGAGGACGAUGUUUUAAUAACGGAAAACGGCCCGGAAGUCUUAACGAAAACCUGUCCGAAGGAGCUGGCGGAGAUCGAAGCUCUAGCAAGCUGAAAGUGAGGGACGUUUAAUAGUGAUUAAUACAAGCAUUCAGUGUACAGUAAGGCAAUAUGCUCCUAUUU